AUGGAGUAUGAAUUUUUAUCGGCACAUCAAUCUGAGAUUAGUGAUAGACAGGAAAGGUACUCAUGUGAACACUGCUCAGCGACAUUUGCUUCAUCUUCACAUUUGAAGAGACAUUUGAGAUCUCAUACUGGCGAAAAGCCAUAUUUUUGUGAAGUGUGUUCAAAGGCCUUUUCCGAUUCUUCUCACUUAAAGAGACAUUUGAGAAUCCAUAAUGGCGAAAAGCCCUAUUCCUGCGAAUGUUGUCAGAAAACAUUCGCUCAAGCUUCGCAGUUAAAGAGACAUUUGAGAGUCCAUAGUGAUGAAAAAAGUGGAAAACGAUAUUCGUGUGAGUAUUGCUCAGAAGUAUUUUCUAUAUCUUCAAGUUUAAGAAAGCAUCUGCGAAUUCAUACUGGCGCUAAGUCAUACUCAUGUGAAAAUUGUUCGAAGGAAUUUCCAAAUCUUUCCCGCUUAAAGAGACAUAGUAUAAUCCAUUCCGACUUAAAACUGUAUUCGUGUGAAUAUUGUUCAAAGCCAUUUUCUGAACCUUCCCACUUGAAGAGACAUUUGAGGCUCCAUACUGGUGAAAAGCCAUACGCGUGCAAAUCUUGUCCGAAGGCCUUUUCCGAUCCGUCACACUUAAAGAGACAUCUGAACGUCCAUACUGGCGAGAAACUGCAUUCGUGCGAGCAUUGCACAAAAACGUUUGCUACAAGUUCAGCUUUGAAGAGGCAUCUGAGGGUGCAUACCGGCGAACGGCCAUUUUCGUGCGCACUUUGUCCGAAAUCGUUUUCCACGACUAAAUGUCUGAAAAGACAUCUGAGGAUCCAUACCGGCGAAAAGCCUUACUCUUGCGACGUCUGCUCUAAAGCAUUUUCUGAUCCUUCAGUGUGGAAGGAACACAUUAGAAUUCAUUCUGAAGAGAAGUCUUAUGCAUGUGAACAAUGUCCAAAGGCUUUCGUCAAACGUUCAUAUUUAAGAAGACAUUUGAGAGUUCAUAACGGCGUGAAGAAAUAUUCGUCCAUGUAUGUGAAAGAUACUUGA
Molecule: messenger RNA, 1020 nt
Organism: Uloborus diversus
Lineage: Eukaryota; Metazoa; Arthropoda; Arachnida; Araneae; Uloboridae
Product: zinc finger protein 70-like
Exons: 2
Coding region: 1-1020 (339 amino acids)
Source: RefSeq, a predicted model, not a curated record